CAAAACAACAAAAAACUGCGCGAGUCGGACGCGGUUUUUGUCAUCAAGCGCGGUUUCUUUGUUUUUAGCGCUUGAAAAUUGUCGGAAACUCUCGUAAAAAAUAUACUUAACAAACUAACUGAAAAGUGCAUACAAUGUGAACAAAAAAAUAAGUUAGAUGUGUACAUAAAUAUUCAACAAACAAAUAAACCCGAAUUUGUUGGCGGCAUUUUUUUAUUAUUGUCCAGAAUCUGUGUUGAUUUUUCCGGUUUAAUGCUUAACCAUCGAAACAGUUCAAUAUUUCCAGCAGUGUAUAGUGAGAUAAAAUUGGAUUAAAAGUCAAGCAAUUAUCAGUGCUAAACAGAAAUAAAACACAAAAAUACAAAUAAAAAGAAAUCAAAUCAAAUUGGAUUAUCGCCCCAGCUUCUGGGACUUGACACAGGAUGUUGACUUCUUGUGGUCGCUUUCACCUGCACCAGCAGCAAUAUCCCUCACACUUCUCCGCGUAGAAUAGGCAUUUCCGGUAUUGCAGCGCGGGAACGGCAGCAAUCAGAAGCGCUGCCAGCGGCAACCAGCUAAAUCAGCCGAUAUCAGAUAUAGACAACCGAUAUAUAUAUAUAUUCGCCGCCGCUGUCGCCGCCUUGUUCUUCGCGAUUUCGUCGCCGUCAGCGUUCGCCGCCGACUGAGACGAAAGCUGCGAAGCAACGAGCGCCAGCGAAAGCCUCACCACGGACGCAUUUAUGGAUGCGGGCGGCCUGCCAGUUUUCCAGAGCGCCAGCCAAGCAGCCGCCGUCGCCCAGCAGCAGCAACAGCAACAACAGCAGCAGCAGCAGCAGCAACAUCUGAAUCUCCAGUUGCACCAGCAGCACUUGGGCCUUCAUCUGCAACAGCAACAGCAGCUGCAACUGCAACAGCAGCAACACAAUGCCCAAGCCCAGCAGCAGCAGCAGAUCCAAGUGCAGCAGCAGCAGCAGCAGCAGCAACAACAGCAGCAGCAGCAACACUCGCCCUACAAUGCCAACCUGGGAGCAACAGGCGGAAUUGCUGGAAUCACUGUUGGCAAUGGAGCUGGCGUCCCUGCGAAUCCAGGAGCGGUCUCCUCUGCCCCGGGCGACUCCAAGCGAAUGCCGCAACAGCAGCAGCAGCAGCAACACUCGCCCUACAACGCCAACAUGGGAGCAACAGGCGGAUUCGCUGGAAUCACUGGUGGCGGCAACGGAACUGGCUUACCUGCAAAUCCAGGAGCGGUCUCCUCGGGCCAGGGUGACUCCAUGCCGGCGAAGCGGCUGCCGGUCGUCGACCGUCUGCGUCGCCGCAUGGAGAACUACCGCCGCCGGCAGACGGACUGCGUGCCGCGCUACGAGCAGGCAUUUAGCACCGUUUGCGAGCAGCAGAACCAGGAAACCACCGCCCUCCAGAAGCGCUUCCUCGAGAGCAAGAAUAAGCGGGCGGCCAAGAAGACCGACAAGAAGCUGCCCGAUCCCUCGCAGCAGCAGCAGCAUCAACAGCAGCAGCAGCAACACCAGCAACAGCAGCAUCAGCAGCACCAGCAACUUCAGCAGGCCCAGACGAUGUUAGCCGGACAGCUGCAGAGCAGUGUUCAUGUGCAACAAAAAAUCCUAAAACGACCCGCGGAGGAUGUUGACAAUGGCGCUGAACCGCCGCAUAAGUUGCCCAAUAAUAACAACAAUAGCAAUAACUACAAUGGCAACUCGAAUGCCAACAACGGCGGCAACAGCAAUGGCAACAACACCGGCAACAACAGCAACAACACGAACAACAACGGCAACGGCACCAACAACGGCAACAGCAACAACAACGGCUCUGAGAAUCUAACCAAAUUCUCUGUGGAAAUAGUGCAACAGCUGGAGUUUACCACAUCCGCGGCCAAUUCGCAACCGCAACAGAUUAGCACGAAUGUCACUGUGAAGGCGCUCACCAAUACGUCCGUGAAGAGUGAACCAGGAGUGGGCGGUGGCGGAGGGGGCGGCGGUGGAGGUGGUAGCGGCAACAACAACAACGGAGGCGGUGGAGGUGGCGGCAACAACAACAACGGGAACGGCAACGAUCACCACCAGCAACAACAGCAACAGCAGCAACAACAAGGCGGCGGUCUGGGAGGCCUCGGCAAUAAUGGGCGUGGCGGGGGACCCGGCGGCAUGGCCACGGGUCCCGGAGGCGUGGCCGGCGGCCUUGGCGGCAUGGGCAUGCCACCCAACAUGAUGUCGGCCCAGCAGAAGUCCGCGCUAGGCAAUCUGGCCAAUUUGGUGGAGUGCAAACGGGAACCGGAUCACGAUUUCCCCGAUCUCGGCUCGCUGGACAAGGAUGGCGGUGGUGGCCAGUUUCCCGGCUUCCCUGAUCUCCUCGGCGACGACAACUCGGAGAACAACGACACCUUUAAGGAUCUCAUCAACAACCUGCAGGACUUCAAUCCCAGUUUCCUCGACGGCUUCGAUGAGAAACCGCUGCUGGACAUCAAGACGGAGGAUGGCAUUAAAGUAGAGCCGCCGAAUGCCCAGGAUCUUAUCAACAGCUUGAAUGCAAAAUCCGAGGGCGGCUUGGGUCAUGGUUUCGGUGGCUUUGGCCUGGGUCUGGACAACUCGGGCAUGAAGAUGCGCGGCGGCAAUCCCGGCAACCAAGGUGGCUUUCCCAACGGACCGAAUGGCGGCGCAGGUGGCGGUGCCCCCAAUAAUGCGGGCGGAAAUGGUGGAAACUCUGGUAAUCUCAUGUCUGAUCAUCCGCUGGCCGCUCAGACACUCAAACAAAUGGCCGAGCAGCAUCAGCACAAGAAUGCCAUGGGAGGCAUGGGCGGUUUUCCCCGUCCCCCGCACGGCAUGAACCCCCAGCAGCAGCAGCAACAGCAGCAACAACAGCAGCAGCAGCAACAGGCCCAGCAGCAACAUGGUCAGAUGAUGGGACAAGGACAGCCGGGUCGCUAUAACGACUACGGUGGCGGCUUCCCCAAUGACUUUGGCCUGGGACCCAACGGUCCGCAGCAGCAGCAGCAACAGCAGCAACAGCCGCAGCAGCAACACCUGCCGCCGCAGUUCCACCAGAAGGGUCCUGGACCAGGAGCUGGCAUGAAUGUGCAGCAGAGCUUCCUGGACAUCAAGCAGGAGCUCUUUUAUUCCUCUCAAAACGAUUUCGAUCUCAAGCGCCUGCAGCAGCAGCAGGCCAUGCAGCAGCAACAGCAGCAGCAACAUCACCAGCAACAGCAGCAGCAGCCCAAAAUGGGUGGCGUGCCGAACUUCAACAAGCAGCAGCAGCAGCAACAGGUGCCGCAGCAGCAACUGCAACAGCAGCAGCAAUACUCGCCGUUCAGCAAUCAGAAUGCCAAUGCGGCAGCCAAUUUCCUCAAUUGCCCGCCACGAGGUGGACCGAAUGGCAACCAGCAGCCCGGCAAUCUGCCGCAACAGCAGCAGCAGCCCGGCGGUGGACCGCAGCAGCAGCAGCAGCAACAGCAGCGCGGAAAUGCCGGCAACGGGCAGCAAAACAAUCCGAAUGCCGGACCCGGCGGCAACACCUCCAAUGCACCGCAGCAGCAGCAGUCCACAACCACCACGCUGCAGAUGAAGCAGACGCAGCAGUUGCACAUUAGCCAACAGGGCGGUGGAGCGCAUGGCAUUCAGGUGUCGGCUGGUCAGCAUCUGCAUCUGAGUGGCGACAUGAAGAGCAACGUCUCGGUGGCCGCGCAGCAAGGUGUCUUCUUCAGUCAGCAGCAGGCGCAACAGCAGCAGCAGCAGCAACAGCCCGGCGGCAACAACGGACCCAAUCCCCAGCAGCAGCAGCAACAGCCGCAUGGCGGCAACGCUGGCGGCGGAGUGGGCGUUGGUGUGGGCGUGGGCGUGGGCAACGGCGGUCCCAAUCCCGGACAGCAGCAGCAGCAACCAAAUCAAAACAUGAGCAAUGCAAAUGUUCCCUCCGACGGCUUCUCGCUCUCCCAGAGCCAAAGCAUGAACUUCAGCCAGCAGCAGCAGCAACAGGCGGCCGCCCAGCAGCAGCAGGUGCCGCCCAACAUGCGCCAGCGUCAGACGCAAGCGCAGGCGGCGGCUGCAGCAGCGGCGGCGGCAGCGGCGCAGGCGCAAGCGGCGGCCAAUGCCAGCGGUCCGAAUGUGCCGCUCAUGCAGCAGCCGCAGGUCGGAGUGGGCGUGGGUGUGGGCGGCGUUGGCGUGGGCGUUGGCGUAGGUGUGGGCGUGGGCAAUGGAGGCGUGGUCGGCGGACCCGGCUCCGGCGGUCCCAACAACGGUGCAAUGAAUCAGAUGGGCGGUCCCAUGGGCGGCAUGCCGGGCAUGCAGAUGGGCGGACCCAUGAACCCGAUGCAGUUAAACCCCAACGCUGGCGGUCCGACCGCCCAGCAGAUGAUGAUGGGCGGCGUUGGGGGCGGCGGCGGCGGACCUGGCCAGGUUCCGGGGCCCGGUCCAGGACCCAAUCCCAACCAGGCCAAGUUCCUGCAGCAGCAGCAGAUGAUGCGCGCCCAGGCGAUGCAGCAGCAGCAGCAGCACAUGUCCGGAGCCCGUCCACCACCGCCCGAGUACAAUGCCACCAAGGCGCAGCUGAUGCAGGCGCAGAUGAUGCAGCAAACGGUGGGCGGCGGUGGCGUGGGCGUCGGCGGCGUGGGCGUCGGCGGUGUGGGCGUGGGAGGCGUCGGUGGCGCCAACGGCGGUCGCUUCCCCAACAGCGCUGCCCAGGCGGCGGCCAUGCGGCGCAUGACCCAACAGCCCAUCCCGCCCUCCGGUCCGAUGAUGCGGCCCCAGCAUGCGAUGUAUAUGCAACAGCAUGGCGGAGCGGGCGGCGGUCCCAGGAGCGGAAUGGGCGUACCCUAUGGCGGCGGAGCGGGCGGACCAAUGGGCGGUCCGCAGCAGCAGCAAAGGCCGCCGAAUGUCCAGGUCACGCCCGAUGGCAUGCCAAUGGGUUCGCAGCAGGAGUGGCGGCACAUGAUGAUGACGCAACAGCAGACGCAGAUGGGCUUCGGCGGACCAGGUCCUGGUGGACCCAUGCGACAGGGACCCGGAGGAUUUAAUGGAGGCAACUUCAUGCCGAAUGGUGCACCCAAUGGUGCAGCGGGAAGUGGACCCAAUGCUGGUGGCAUGAUGUCAGGCCCUAAUGUGCCGCAAAUGCAGCUGACCCCGGCCCAAAUGCAGCAGCAACUGAUGCGGCAACAACAGCAGCAGCAGCAGCAACAGCAGCAGCACAUGGGUCCUGGUGGCGGCAACAACAUGCAGAUGCAGCAACUGUUGCAGCAGCAACAGGCCGGCGGCGGGGGCAACAUGAUGGCCAGCCAGAUGCAGAUGUCCAGCAUGCACAUGAGCCAGACCCAGCAGCAGAUCACCAUGCAGCAGCAGCAGCAGUUCGUGCAGAGCACCACCACGACCACGCACCAGCAGCAGCAGAUGAUGCAGAUGGGUCCGGGGGGCGGUGGUGGCGGCGGAGUGCCCGGUUCGGCCAGCAACAACAACGGCGGCGGCGUGGGCGUCGGAGGCGUGGCAGCGGGCGGAGGCAACUCCGCGUCGACCAUUGCCAGCGCCAGUUCCAUCAGCCAGACGAUCAACUCGGUGGUGGCCAACUCGAAUGAUUUGUGUCUCGAAUUCUUGGACAACCUGCCCGUGGACAGCAACUUCUCCACGCAGGAUCUGAUCAACUCCCUCGACAACGACAACUUCAACCUGCAGGACUUCAACAUGCCGUAGACUGUCGGGAACCACUCAAACACCACCUCCAGCCAGCACCAAACACAACCACCACCACCACCACCACCACCACCAUAACCACCACGAUGUUGCCUCAGUUUUGUUUAGAUUUUUAUUUUGUUGCCUGUUGUUGUUAUAUUGGCCUGGGCAGCCGUACCCAAACCGCCCUGCCACCCUACCGCCCCCCCCACUCGGCCCCGCCCCCGUUCCUGCCAACGAAGUUAUUUUGUUUGUUAUUUGUGUGUGAAUUUAUUCCUAAGCUAAGUUCGUUCGUCUAUGUACUCUAAUUUCGCGGGCUCCACUGUAUUGUAUUGUAUUGUAUUGUAUGUAUUAUUAGAGCUGUUCCCAAGGUCCAAGGCGUGCGCCAAAAUGGGGCGUGGCACCGGCGAGAGUUCGCAAGACAUUCCAUAUGCACCGGUCGAACUAGGGAAUUAGGGAAAUUCGAAAAGUAUUUGCAAGUACUUUAAAAUCAACCGAACAGAUUUCAAAUUCACAUACACACCGACACACAGACUCGCUGUGUAACUUAAGCACUUGUACUUAAUGCAAAUUUUAGUGCCACGCCCAGCGGAUUGCACGCCCCAUUUCGUUUGAUUACUUAAGCAAACAACCAGAUGAAAUAAUGGAAGCAAACGCAAAAAGAACCAACAACAAAACAAAAUCGAAAAACAAAACACAAAAUAGUUGUACAUUUUAUAUUGUAUUUAAUUUUAUUUAAUUUUUAU
Drosophila rhopaloa is the source of this 6391-nucleotide messenger RNA. It is a transcript of the gene mam, whose product is annotated as neurogenic protein mastermind. The coding region runs from base 720 to 5666 and encodes 1648 amino acids. Lineage: Eukaryota; Metazoa; Arthropoda; Insecta; Diptera; Drosophilidae. The record is from RefSeq and is a predicted model, not a curated record. Gene Ontology annotation, biological process: positive regulation of transcription by RNA polymerase II; chromosome segregation; Notch signaling pathway. Gene Ontology annotation, cellular component: nucleus; chromosome, centromeric region; chromatin. The transcript is spliced from 8 exons. Gene Ontology annotation, molecular function: transcription coactivator activity.